Molecule: messenger RNA, 981 nt
Organism: Durusdinium trenchii
Lineage: Eukaryota; Dinophyceae; Suessiales; Symbiodiniaceae
Source: the annotation of a GenBank genome assembly
AUGCGAAGAACGGUGCUUUCUUCAGAGAUCUCGAAACGCUUGACCUUGAAGCUAAAGGCUCUAGCGCAGCAGAGCCGCUGGAAGGAAGCACUUCAACUCCUCCGUGCCUCUCCAUCUGCAAACCUCUUCUCCCACAACGCGGCGAUCAGCGCCUGUCAGAGGGCUCAUCGCUGGGAGGCGAGCCUGCAGUUGUUUCACGAACUGGCAGAGAUUCGGUCCCAGGUGGAUUUGUUCAGUUAUAACAGCACCUUGAGCUCUUUGUCAUUUUCCUGGCAGAGGUCGUUGGACUUCUUCCACAGGCUCUUGCUGGGCAGGGUUCUGCCGGAUGUGGUGACCUUUAGCGCUGUGAUGAGUUCUGUCCAAAGGGCGAGCUAUUGGCAGAGAUCACUGGAGCUUUUUCAGCAGAUGCUGCAUGCGUCGGUGGUGCCCAACAUCUACAGCUACAGCGGAGUCAUCUCUGCAUGUCAGAAGGGUUCGCAGUGGCCAGCCGCCCUCGACUUGCUGUUUUCAAGGAUGGUGCAAGCGGAAGUCAUUCCAAACGUGGUGUGCUACAGUGCAGCGAUGAGCUGUUUUGAGCCUACUGGUGACUGGCAACAGGCACUGAGCUUGCUUCAAGCGAUGCUCUCCGCACGAGUGCAGCCAAAUGCUGUGAGCUUCAGCGCCCUCAUUAGCUCCUGCGAGAAAUCGGCUCAGUGGCUCAUGGCGCUCCAGGUGUUCCAACAGUCUCCGCAGCCAGACGUGUAUGUCUACAGCGGCACCAUCAGUUCGGUGGAGAAGACUGGACACUGGCGCUGGGCCCUGCAUUUCUUCAGCUUGAUGAUUGCCCGUGGAGUGGUACCUAACGAAGUGAGCUUCAGUGCAGCAAUCAGUGCAUGCGAGAAAGGGAAUCAAUGGCGAGGAGCCUUGCAGUUGCUGGAACUCAUGCGUGAGUUCAAAACAUGCGACGGGCGCGAGCUUUUCGGCCGAGGGGGCGAGAGCUGA